UGAUGAAGAAGAGCUGCCCUCAGAUGUGGACCGCACUGAGCUUCAGACAACCUUACAUAUCUUGACAAGCAAGCUGGAAAAUCUUGGUAUCUGUAAUGACCUCAUUUCAAAACACAGCACAACACUUCAACGUGGUUUGAGUGACCUCGAGGCCAUCCAAGAUCCAACGGAGGCAGUAAACAAGCUCAAAAGUAUCAAUGAAAGAGCCACGCUAUUCAGGAUUACUUCAAACGCCAUGAUUAACGCCUGUGGGGAGUAUUUGGAGCUAGCCCAGGCCCAAGGACGCAAGUGGCAAAAGGCACUACAGUAUGAGAGAGAUCAAAGACUGCGAUUAGAGGAUACAAUUGAAACACUGGCCAAACAGCACAACUCAUUGGAACAAGCCUGUCGGGAGAAGGGACGUCAAGACCAAAAGAGUGCCAAAGGAAUAGAUGCAGAUGAUGAUGAUGAAGAAAAUGAAUUUUAUGAUGCCACAGAAGAUUUUACAUCAGUUCAACUUGUACCAAGUGUGAAAGGUCACAGCCGAACCGGUAGUGACAUCAGUGGUAAUAGCAUAGGAAGUACCGAAGGAGACAGCAGGCUGGGGGAACAGUCAAGCACUGAUGAUCCCAUGAUGCAAGACAAACACAGUAACAAAGAUUCCAGUGGCUAUUGGUUAAAGCCGAAUUCUGCUAAGACUGGUGGAGUGCGGAGGAAGACCAUCCAAACCAAGCCAACUGCUGGUCUGAAUUUAUGGAGUAUCAUUAAAAAUUGCAUUGGGAAGGAACUCUCAAAGAUUCCUGUACCAGUGAACUUCAAUGAGCCCUUAUCUAUGCUGCAAAGAUUGGCUGAAGACUUGGAAUAUGCUGGUAUGCUACACUCAGCAGCUGAGUGUAAGACGACAGUAGAAGAAAUGUGCUUUGUUGCCGGUUUCACCAUUGGUGCCUAUGCAUCUACUGCAGUCCGCAACACAAAACCCUUCAAUCCACUCCUAGGGGAGACCUAUGAGUUUGACCGGUCAGACGAUUUAGGUUGGAGAGCACUUUGUGAACAGGUGAGUCACCACCCUCCAGCUGCUGCAAUCCAUGUGGAAGCUAAAGACUGGAUUCUGUGGACAGACAUUACCAUUGCUAGUAAAUUCAGAGGGAAAUACCUUCAAGUCUUCCCUCAAGGAAUUAUACAUAUACAGUUCCGGCAAUCAGGAAGUCACUACACAUAUCGAAAGGUUACUUCUACAGUGCACAACAUCAUUGUUGGAAAGCUGUGGGUGGAUCAGAGUGGAGAAUGUGAAGUUGUGAACCACACUACCAAGGAAUGUUGCAGAAUCAACUACAAACCGUACAGCUAUUUUUCUGGAGACACACCUCGAAAGGUGACUGGUGUGGUAACAGAUGCUUUUAGCACAGCCAAGUACAUUCUGUCUGGGACAUGGGACCACAAAAUGGAAUAUGCAAAGGUUCUGCACACUUCUGUGGAUAAGAGCAGUAGAGGAAAGCCACUUUAUCAGACUGCCCCACCAAAACUAUUGUGGCAGAAAAAUCCUCUUCCACCCAAUGCAGAGAACAUGUAUAACAUGACCAGUUUCUGCAUAACUAUGAAUGAAACAGAAGAGGACGUAGCACCAACUGACACACGUAAUCGGCCAGACCAGCGGCUCAUGGAGGAGGGAUUAUGGGAUGAUGCAAAUAAGGAGAAAGUACGCUUAGAGGAGAAGCAAAGAGCAACAAGGAGAAAAAGAGAGGCGGAGGCAGCAGCAGCUGCAGAAGCAGGCAAACCCUUUGAUAGCUACAAGCCAAUAUGGUUCGACAGGAAGAUGGACCCACUGACCAAGACUGUCACUCACAUAUAUAACAACAGAUACUGGGAGUGUAAAGAAAAAGGGGAAUGGUCAGAAUGCCCUGAUAUCUUUUAGAACCAAUGGAAGUCUAAAAUGCUUCCUGUAUACGAGAUCUGAAGGUUUGUUUUAUUUACACUGUAAUUGUAAUCGCCCGUAUGGCAGUGAAAUUAAAUAGUAUGCACAGCCGGCAGUUGUGUUGAUGCUGCAAACCGUGCAGUAUUCCUUCCAACUGUAAAUACAUCACUUGAAUUGAAUUGGCAAGCCAGAUUUACCGUAAAGUUUGUACCUGUCUGGAAUACUUCCUGUUAACAUAUUAAUUGUUGGGCAAACAAUAUUAGAUGUGAUGUUUAAGUUAGCAACAAUAAUGAAACAAAUUAGUGAAUUUUAUUAAUUUUGAACAGAAUAAGUGUUUUGCAACCGGUUGUUGGCCCAGCUUUUGAUCCGCAAGGUGUUUGGAGAACUCUGACCUAAAAUGAACUUGUGCCCUCUAAAUAAGUUCAUCUUUCAUCAACAUCUAGAAAUGAUGGAGUUAAAGCUGGUCAUAGAUCUAUUAAAAAUGAUUGGGGGGUUCAAUAAGUUACAGGAUGUGAGCUUCAUGGUAGUCAUUCACAGGGAUCAUCACAAUUAUCUAUAUCCUUUUCGGUGCAAAACUAGCUGUUCUAGGGUUUUUUGCUUUUUCUUUGGGACUUUGAGUGCUCCUACAAAAUUCACAAAAGUUCUGAAGCCAGUUGCUGCUCACUAGGAAUUUAAUUGUUGAAGUAUACUGAGUUUAAAAGAAUAAAUAUUUUACAUUGAUUCUUUUAUUUCAUUUAGGUGUUAUACUUUGCUUAUAUCAUGUAGCUAGCCCUUUACAGAAUAUGUUUAAUCUGUAACACAUUUGGUUAAUACUUUGUGAAAAAAGUUGUUUAAAUGAACCAAAAUUCCAGAAUCUUCAUAUUAAUCCAGAAGCUUACAAUAUACACCUUAAAUUUUGAGAUUGCUUGCAUAGUUACACUUCAGAAUCCAACUAUCUGUCAGUUGUAGUGAAUCAGGAAAGUAAUGCUUCUGUUUUGAUUUGUUGAAUUACUCAGAAAACUGUAUUGUUUUGUGUAUACUGAUUUGAAGACUCCAACAGUUUACCCUUUUUAUUCCAGCUGAUCAUGCAAAUUAAGAUGUUAUGCUUAUUUUAAUAUGUCUGAAAUAAAGCUGAAACUUUAUAUGACAUAAAUUAACUUAUCAAUAUCAAAACAAUUCUUAGUUUUUAUUACUAACAAUCUUGUCAGUUAGGACAAAGUAUUUCCAGUUGUCAAGCUACUUAACAGUGAUGAAAGUAAUUAAUUAAAGGUAUAUGUUAAUAUAAGAAUGCUAUAAAAGCUUAAUAUGUAAGCAAGUAGAUGAUGCAUUCGAACUGCAAAGUAAAUUGGGGACUUAAAAUAUUAAAAAGAAUCAUAACGUGUGCUGAAAAAGGAUGCCCAAGAUGAGGUACCUGACAGUAACAUACAUAUCAAGAACUAGGCCAUGUUUUCAUUCAGUGCAAAAAUUUAAACUACAUAAUCAAUCAGACCUUAAGUGGCAUGGUUUCAAAAUUUUGAUUGAUUUAAAAUGGUAUAUUAUUGAUGUACCCUAACAUGGCGUGGCCCCUAACGUGGCGCACUUUGAAUUUUUGUCUCUAGUGUCUUGUUGGAGCCAUAUUUUUAUCUCGAAUUUCAUGGAAAUGGAAAUUUUAAACAAAUUCCCGGUAUUCUGAUUCAUAAAUGUUGAUUUUACUGAUCCGCUACAAAGUUCCGAUGACAUUUUAUUUUGGCCUGAUUUUCCCCAAGUGCAAAAGGGAACUGUUUUAGUUCACCCAAAAAUACAAAAAUAACUGUCCUAUCAAACUUUUAGUUGGGGAUAUGAGUCGUGGUAAUAAUGAUGUAGUAGAGUUUAUCAAGUUUUAGGGACUUCGUAAAUGUCUCUGUGAGGUUUUAUAAGCUUUUUUUCAACUGCGCCACGUGAGGGGGUGGACAACUGAACUCUUAAUUCGGGUGAAAUUUCUUGACUCUGCAAAAGUUCACAAUGGUUUAAAAGCCUGCAACUUGAAUGUAAUAUUACCAAAAUUUAAUCAAGUGGAUUUGAAGUUUUUCAACAAAGAGGUUUGGCAACACUGUGAGGAAAGUCAAGUAAACUCAAUGCGCGCAAACGUUCUACUUAACAGAACUGUAAGUCACUACUUUAUGUGACUUCUGGCCCUUCAACUCUUUAUGGGUCCAUAAUGCUAUGGGUUUUGGAAUACAGUCCAGAUAUGUCAGAUCAGGGUACAUUAAUUUAUGUGAUAAUUCCGCUUUCUCAUCAAAUCCCCCCCCCAAAAAAAAGGCCGUUGGAACUGAUGCAUAUAUCUUUAAAUCUGAUGACCUAUGGUUUUACUCCAUGGUUUGAAAUAAAUUGCCGUAAAAUAAUUUAUCGAUGAUAUUCAUUGAAAAAAUAAAUUACCACACUGUGAUCAACA
Acanthaster planci (crown-of-thorns starfish) is the source of this 4280-nucleotide messenger RNA. RefSeq names its product oxysterol-binding protein 1-like. Lineage: Eukaryota; Metazoa; Echinodermata; Asteroidea; Valvatida; Acanthasteridae. Gene Ontology annotation, molecular function: sterol binding. The record is from RefSeq and is a predicted model, not a curated record. Gene Ontology annotation, cellular component: plasma membrane; cytosol; perinuclear endoplasmic reticulum.